GUUGUUGUUAAACAAUUUAUUUUAAAUUAAAAAUGUUUAAGUUUAAUUUAUAUUGUAUUUUAAUUUGUAUAUUUCAAUUAAUUUUAUCAAUUGAAAAUCAACAUCAACAUAUACCACAGCUUCAAGUCACUGUUUAUUAUGAAAGUUUGUGCCCAGACAGUGUACAAUUUAUUCGAAAUCAACUAUAUCCAACGUGGAAAGAAUUAGGACAAUAUUUACAAAUAAAUUUCAUUCCAUUUGGAAAAUCGUCGAGUGUCAACGGUGGCCAAAAAUUUGUUUGUCAACAUGGUGAAAAAGAAUGCGUUGGGAAUAAACUACAAUCAUGUACAUUAAAUCAAUUAGAGGGACAUAAUGAUUUGCAAGUUGAAUUUGUACAUUGUUUUAUGACACCUGGCCCCAAAGCAAAAGAUUGUGCUUCUCUUGUCGGAGCCAAUUGGGAUGCAGUUAAACAAUGUCACAAUUCAAACCUUGGUAUAGAGUUACAAUUAGAAGCUGAAAAAUUAACGAAUCAAAUACGACCACAAUUUAUACCUACAGUAGUUAUAAAUGGCGUAUUUGAUCAAAACCAUCAAGAUAUGGCACAAUACAAUUUUAAAGGCAUUGUCUGUAAUCAUAUACCCGGCGCUUGCUAAAUAUUUCAAUAAGUUUAGAAGAAGAUUGAAUGAAAAACGGAUUAUGUAUAUGUUGGAUGAAUCAGUCAUACCUAGACAAAAUUUGUAAUUAUCGAGAGAGCCUAUUUAGCUGAUACGUUUGUGUUUAGCUGAUAUAACGUGACGUUAAAGCUCAACGAUCAACUGAUAAAAAAUGUUGUACCCUAAUUUCUUAAUCAUGAUUGUAAAUAAGCUCAUUAAUUCAUCCAACUUUUAAUCAAUUUUCACUCUUUCUGAACGCAGUAUUAGACUAGUUGGUGACACGUUUUAGGUAUAGAGCUAAAUCCGAAAGAUAUAUUAAAAUACAAUAUUUUUUUAGCGUCAUGCCGCGUAAAGAAAUUCUAAUAUCAUUCAAAAAUGUUAUUACGUUAUACGUUAUUUAUUUUAUUAUCUAUUGACUUCAUCAAAAAUACAGAAGUUCCCGAUCUCAAAUACAGUUUUACUGAGUUACCUAAAAACAUAAAGUAAACAAAAUAAAAACGUUCAACUAAUAUUGCGGUGAAGAAAUUAUAUAUGUUUUUAGUUUACCACUUUUUCGUCUUGUCGACUAGUCUUACAUGGAAUUUUAAAAAAUAUAUUAAUUCAGUCAAAUUAAACAUGAAAAAGGCGUGAACGUCAAAUCAAAUAUUUAAAUUAUUAAAAGUUGUUUGUAAUGUAAAGGUAAUGUUAAAUCAAAGUUUUCAACCUCGGCAGAUGACCGGGUUAUUCUCAAAAAUAAAAAAUGUUAACCUUAUUAUCAGUUUUUGUUGAUUUUGACCCGGAAGGAAUGGUUUAUCAUAAAAAAUUUGUCAAUUCAUUUUUAAAGUAGAUUACAUUUACAACAAUUUGAGACAAAAACGCUUUUAUAGGAGCGAUAGUUAAGUUACAGGAUUACUCAUACACAGAUAACAUGCGAGACGAAGAUGAAAUAAACGAUGAAUUACCGGAGCUCAUCUGGAUAUUCUUGAAAACCAUCCUGACAGUCAUCUUGAAUCAACCAGGUUCAUCAGGCAGGCAAAGAUGGAUUAAAAUAAAUACAUCUUCAAAACUGAUGUCAGUAUAUUUAUUUCUUUAAAUAUAAUUUAACAAUUUCAUCAUUUUCAAUAUUAUUCAAGUUUCUGAAGACCUAGCAUUUCCUUGGAAACCCUCCACCUUCCUAUCAAGGGACUCCAAAGUGACCUAUCUCAACAAAGAUCGCCAACUGAGGGGAAGGCAGAAGGUUUUCAAAGAAAUGCUAGGUCUUCAGAAACUUGAAAAGUAUUGAAAAUGAAGAAAUUUUGCUAAAGAUCCGAUCGUCUGCCGAGGUCGAAAACUUAACAUUGCCUUCACAUUACAAACAUCAUAUAAAAAAAAACCUGAUUUAUAUUGCACAUGUAUUAUAUGUUUCCUCAAAUUUUGUUAUACAGUAAUUUUAAUGGUUUCGAAUCAAAACAAUUUGCAUCGAAACCAUUUUGAAAAUUUUUAUAUUUAUUA
Messenger RNA from Chrysoperla carnea, 2102 nucleotides. Its product is annotated as GILT-like protein 1. NCBI's taxonomy places the organism in Eukaryota, Metazoa, Arthropoda, Insecta, Neuroptera, Chrysopidae. The record is from RefSeq and is a predicted model, not a curated record. The transcript is spliced from 5 exons. The coding region runs from base 33 to 632 and encodes 199 amino acids. Gene Ontology annotation, molecular function: oxidoreductase activity, acting on a sulfur group of donors, disulfide as acceptor.